This is a messenger RNA of Contarinia nasturtii (swede midge), 3913 nucleotides long. RefSeq names its product non-lysosomal glucosylceramidase. The transcript has 9 exons. The record is from RefSeq and is a predicted model, not a curated record. Lineage: Eukaryota; Metazoa; Arthropoda; Insecta; Diptera; Cecidomyiidae. The coding region runs from base 301 to 3072 and encodes 923 amino acids. Gene Ontology annotation, biological process: glucosylceramide catabolic process; carbohydrate metabolic process. Gene Ontology annotation, molecular function: beta-glucosidase activity; glucosylceramidase activity. Gene Ontology annotation, cellular component: membrane.
ACUGUUCUGCCAGAGCAGAUGUGACAGUCGUUGCGUGUGGUUGAAUAAAUUUACAAUUCGUGUAUUCGAUCAAAGUUGCUUGUUCACUUUAUGUGCUGUGUUUUUUUCAUCUUCUUCUGAGUAUUGUUUAGGCAUAUAAAUCGAUUGUGAAAGUUAUAAAAUUGAAUGUCAGUGACAUCAAAGCGAAUGGAGAUUUCUAUAUUGAAAUUAUUGGUUGCUUCAGUGGUUCCAAUCGAUUUGAUAUUGUAUUAAAAAGACAUUUUGAUUGAAAAGUGUUUGUUGGUGAGCGUGUGAGUGUAUAUGUCAGAUAAAAACAAUUGUCAUUCCAACAUGAGUGAAUCAAAUCGAAUAACAAUUGAAAAUGCCGUCGAUAAUAUGAAGAAUGUGGAUGCUGAUGACGAACAACCACAAAAAACGCAUAGCUAUGAUUUGUUGUCGGCUGAAUUACCAUCGGCUGUGCCACAAUAUGGUAUCAAAAUGAAAUUCAAUCACAAAUAUCCGGAGAAACGUACACAAAAUAUACGGCCAUCGGUGCGACAAAGCCUGCCACUCAUUCCAUUGGCAUGGAGAUAUUUGAUGUAUUAUUCAAAAGUGACCAAAGAAGGUAGAAAAUGUGUUAUGGAUUACAACUAUCUUGAACAUUCACGUCAAAUCUACGGAGUUCCAAUAGGAGGUAUUGGUAGCGGAACCAUCGGACGUGGAUACGCUGGUGAAUUUUGUAGAUUUCAACUGAGGCCAGGCAUCUAUGAAUACAAUGUGGUAUAUGCCAAUCAAUUUAUCGUGACGAUUGGCGAUGCCAGUGGCAAAACUAUUUUCCAAAGCCUUUUGUCUACCUAUGAGCGCCCAUUGAAAUCAUCGUUAUCAAGUUGGGAAUCAAAGUUAGACGGCAAUAAAUGCACAUAUACGGGAUUGUAUCCACGUGCUUGGUCUGAAUAUGAUCUCAGCGAGUAUGGCAUUAAGUUGUGUUGUCGUCAAAUUUCACCAUUUUUACCACAUGAAUAUAAAGAUUCAUCGUUACCGUGUGCCGUUUUUGUUUGGACAGUGGAAAAUGUGGGCAAUGAAGAACGCAACGUAUCGAUUACGUUUACAUUUAAAAAUGGCACCGGCACAAAAAAGCAAGAUGCCGAAGGCGAUCCAACGACGACAGCAUUAGAUAGCGAAUCGAUUAAAUCGAUUUGUAUAAAACAGACGAUUGUCGGCAUGGAAUGUACGUAUGCGGUUGCGUGCAAAGGUGAUAAUGACAAUUUGAGCUCAUGCACGCAAUUCGAUCCAUUUGGUAACGGUGAGAAAUUGUGGAAAGACCUAAAUGAGAAUGGAAAACUCACCGAAGCCAGCACCGAUGAAAAACUCAAAGGCAAGGAUGUUGGUGUGGCCAUUUGUAAGAAAUUAAAGGUCAUGCCGCAUACCAGUAACGAUUUGGAAUUUGCAUUAGCAUGGGACAUGCCGAAAAUACAAUUUCAUAAAAAAAUCAAAGAAUAUAACAGAUAUUAUACCAAAUUCUUUGGUGGAAAUGGUGAUGCAGCCCAUAAAAUUUGUACAUACGCAUUGGAAAGCUAUGAACGAUGGGAACAGAUAAUUUGCAAUUGGCAACAGCCAAUUCUCAAUGAUGCUGAGCUACCAGAUUGGUAUAAGAGUGCCAUUUUUAAUGAACUUUAUUUCAUAUCCGAUGGCGGAAGUCUUUGGUUAACAUUCGAACAAACGGAAGACGUUGAUUACAAUGAUCCCCGUUUGGCUUACGGUAGAUUUGCCUAUUUGGAAGGUCAUGAGUACAGAAUGUACAAUACUUACGACGUCCACUAUUAUGCAUCACACGCAUUGGCAUCCCUAUGGCCAAAUCUACAAAUAAGCAUACAAUACGAUUUUCGUGAUUCGAUUUCAAUGGAAUUACCAGAGCUUCGAAAAAAUUUGUACGACGGCAAGGCUACAAAAAGAAAAAUGAUGUCAUCAAUUCCGCAUGACUUGGGCGAUCCAGCUGAAGAACCGUUCACAUUAAUCAAUUCGUACCCAAUUCAUGAUGUGGCCGAGUGGCGGGAUUUGAAUGUGAAAUUUGUGCUGCAAGUGUAUCGUGAUUAUGAAAUACUUAACGGGCUCUCGAAAUCGGCACAAACCAAUCCGAAUAAAUUCACAUCCAUUGAAUUUAUUGACAAGGACAGUGUGUUCGAUCUUCAUAUUCAAGACAAUCGUCAUAAAAUCUCAUCACCAGAUAAUGAAAAGGCCAAAAAACCAGCCUCACUUUAUAUCAAUGGAAGCAAUGGGAAAUUUUGCAUGAUGGACGGCUUAACAUAUUUGAAAGCAAUGUAUUCCGCUUGUAAAUUGCUAAUCGAAAAAACACUAGAAUGGGAUAAAGAUGGUGAUGGUUUGAUUGAAAAUAGUCGCUCACCAGAUCAAACUUUUGACACAUGGGUUAUGGACGGACCGAGUGCCUAUUGCGCAGGAUUAUGGCUGGCUGCCCUUCAGUGCAUGUCAACGAUGGCCAACCUCGUCGACAUGCCCGAAGAUUACAUAAAGUAUUCUGAAAUUUUGGACAAAGGCAAAAAGGCAUACGAAGAUAAAUUAUGGAAUAAAACCUACUAUAAAUUUGACACAAUGAGCAGCUCAAAGAAAUCCGUUGUGAUGGCAGAUCAACUGUGUGGCCAUUGGUACUUGAGAUGCUGUGGAUUCGAUUAUGACGUGUUUCCAAAAGAAAAUGUGCGCGCCGCGUUAAAGACAAUCUAUGAUAAUAAUGUGAUGUGUGUUUGUGAUGGAAAUUUGGGGGCUGUCAAUGGAUUUGUAUUGAACUCAAACCCAGAUAAACCAGGUCAUGUUGACUACACGACAAUUCAAUCGGAAGAAGUUUGGACGGGUGUGACAUAUGCUCUCGCUUCAACUAUGCUCUACGAAGGAAUGACCGACGAAGCAUUUCAAACAGCUGGUGGCCUAUAUAAAUCAAUAUCGCAACGUUUUGGAAUGAAUUUUGAAACACCAGAAGCUUUCUUUGUCGGCCGAUAUUUCCGCAGUUUGGGUUAUAUGCGACCAUUGAGUAUUUGGAGUAUGCAAAUGGCAUGGGAAAAAAAGAAACAGCAACGUGAUUAAAAAAAAUCCAAUUAAUCAGAACAAUUGACCAAAUGACAAAAAUUAAAAGACAAAAAUGAUUUAUUAUGUUUUAUUAGAGUAUUGUAUGGAUUGUGUGCAAAAAAAAAGUAUAUUGCAUGCGAGAAAAGAUGUUAUAUUAUUCUGAAUUUUGAUGAUAUUAUAUGCUUGUAAGUGCUGUGUGAGUAAAAUAUGAAUUUACAUGGAACCAAUUUGUUCAAAAAUCAUGAAUUUAAUGAAAGGUACACAUUAAAAAAAAUUAUAUCCAACAUGUAUUUAUGUGAGAAAAAAAAAGAAUGUUCAAAUAAAUGGCAAAUCGGUUUCACUCAAAUUGUUUGAUUGGGAUUGCUUCGUUAAUUCAAUAGUCUUUGUUGAAUCUCAAUCAAAUAUCUGCAACGUUUACUCUCAUAAUAUGUAGUGUGUCAAAAUUCUGUGAUCAUUGUUUUGGUAUUUAAAUCUGCAUGUGGAAUAAAUCUCCUGAACAAAAACCACAUUUAAAUCGAACAAAAAUGCUUCAAUUUCAUUGUUGAAAUGUUUUUCCUCUUUUUUGAAUGCAAUUCAAUUUCAAUUAAUAAUUCGUCAUUUAAUCAAUGUUAUAGAUUUAUAUACAUGUAGAAAUAUAUCGCUUAAUAAGAUACAAUAAUGGCAGGAACUACUUUUUGCUACAAAUAAUCGAUGAGCCAGAAAUCAACCCAAAGGAAAACCUCAGAUAUUAUAUUUUACUUUGUCAACCAUCACGUAAUCAAUCACUAAUAUAUUUGCUUGCCUGUGGAAUUUGUAAGGGGAAAAACGAACGACCAUUUUAAUGGAAACAAUAAAAAAACACUGUAUAACAAACCCAGUA